UGCCGUAGUGACUCAUUGUGAUCCAAUCUCAAUCUUGCCCUUAGCAUUCCCUCAUCGUCUUUUCCUUUCUUCUUUUCUUACAAAAACUAUGGCUCUUCUAAUGCAAGAAACUCCAAAAAUCGACCACUUGGAAAAUACUGAAGUCCAGGAAUUUUACAACAGUGCCAUCCUCAUGUCCUUCCUAGAAGAAUCUCAUUCUGAUGAUGAAUACUACAACGAUGAAGAAUUGAACAGCUUGAUGCAAUCUCUACAGGAAGAGAUUAAUGCUAAAGCUGUGGAGCCUGAGCUGAACGUGGUGGCUGAGAGGGUGGAGGGUGGAGUAUCCAUGGAUUUUGAGGGGUUUGGAAGGAGUGAUGAUGAUAUGGAGGUAGUGCCUUCCUCACCAAGUGAGGACAUGAACUGGUACAUGGGCAUGGAGGGUCAAGCAGGGGAGAUGGAAUUCGGAGCAGAAUUUUUUUAUCAAACUUAUUAUUGUGGAGUUACCUUAGAGGAGCUCCAAUAUAGCAGUUCUCUUUGGCAAGAAACAUAUGAUGCAACAAUGUACAACUAAAGUUUUUUAUGUUUCUCAGUUUUGUAGUUUUGCUCUUUUUUUCAUAUAAUGGAAGAUUAUAAUUAAGUUGUACAUCUAAA
Molecule: messenger RNA, 630 nt
Organism: Rubroshorea leprosula
Lineage: Eukaryota; Viridiplantae; Streptophyta; Magnoliopsida; Malvales; Dipterocarpaceae
Source: the annotation of a GenBank genome assembly